CUGGGGUGGGAGGCAACAGAGGAAUUUGGGUACAGUGGCAUCAUUUUGGGCUCUUCCUGCCCUCACACCCUGCUGGGGCUAUCACCAUAUCAUCAUGGGUAGUGCCUACCACUGGGAGGCUCGGCGUCGGCAGAUGGCUUUGGAACGGAGGAAGGCGAUGAUGUUACAGCAGCAGGAAGAGCAGGAAGCGAAAAAACAGGAAGAGAAGAGACAGGAAGAGAAGAAACAGGAAGAAAAGAAACAGCAUUCUGAGAAAAAAUCUCAGCCACGUCAGGAUUCAAAGGGGCCUCAGGAUUCAAAGGGGCCUCCUCCGCCACCUGCAAGGCAGCAGCCACAGGGACAGGCAGACCCACAGCCACCACCUGGGCCAAAGCCACCAAAGGAGCAAGACCCUCCCACACAGAGCACCUUCAAGGAUGACCUACAGAAGGGCACCCAAAGGCAAGGCCCCAGCCAGCCUCAGCCAGCGGGGGCCCAAAAAGAUGGACAGCAAUCCUGUAGAACGUGUGGACCCCCAAUCCUUCCAGGUCCUGGUCCCACGAGUGCAUGCCAGGCUAGCCCUUCUACAUAUUCCCGACUCACGUCGACUAAUUACAUCCAGCAGUGGUGAUCCAGAGAUGGACUCCAAGACCUGAUGAUACCACAAAGCAAAAAGAAAAGCAACCAAAAAAAAAAAAAACAAAACAAAAAACCUAGACAGCAACAAAAAACCAGACAGUAACCACACUUUCUUUCCACUUGCAACCUGUCUACUCCAAAAAGCCAGCCACAUUUGGAGAGGAGGCUAGUUGGGAUUAAAACGUGAUUCCUGGAGAGAA
Peromyscus eremicus (cactus mouse) is the source of this 818-nucleotide messenger RNA. RefSeq names its product coiled-coil domain containing 200 (gene Ccdc200). The coding region runs from base 95 to 610 and encodes 171 amino acids. The record is from RefSeq and is a predicted model, not a curated record. The transcript is spliced from 4 exons. NCBI's taxonomy places the organism in Eukaryota, Metazoa, Chordata, Mammalia, Rodentia, Cricetidae.